UUCGAUUUAACGCCAUACUUUGUUUGUAGAAAACGCCGUUUUCCAUUUGGUCAGCUCCUCCCAGUCGAGUCCGUUACGAUGGAAACGUACAACGGGAACUUGACGGACGCCUUCUGGAAACAGUACAGCGUCUCCCCCCAAUGCCUAAACGGGAUUUCCUUCUAUGACCUGCAAGAAUCUUUGAAUGCCUUGGACUGUUCCGACCUCGCAGGGGACGACGGGUUUCCGGCGCACCAAGGUUGGGAUGACUUUGGCAGCCUGGACGCGGCAGCCGUUCGUCGAGCUGUGGAACACCUGGAUGAUCCCACUCUGCACGAGCAUGGUCUUGGUGGAGACAACAGCACGGAACCCGUCCAGGACAGCAGGUCAGGGAAAGAAGACUCCGAUGAAGAGAGGUGUUGUGACGACAUGAAGCCACGGAAGGAACGGACAGCAUUCACCAGACAACAGGUGCAGGAGUUAGAACAAGAGUUUGCUCAACACAAUUAUCUCACCCGACUCCGAAGGUACGAGAUUGCCCUGGCCCUCGACCUCACGGAAAGACAGGUGAAAGUGUGGUUCCAAAACCGUCGCAUGAAGUGGAAACGGACCAAGACAACUGUUCUAACCCCGAUGAAAUCUCCCGGUGCCAAUUCGUGAAGGGUUUUUCGAGGCUUAGCAAGAACCUUCCUAUACGUGAGAUGUUAUUCCGAGAGAAAACGUGUCGUUUGUACCGUGUAGGUAUCGUAAAGCAGCUGAGGCAUAAAAUGAAAUUGCACGUCAAGUACUCUUUGUCGAAAGCAGCGAUGUCUACACUCUUAAAAAUAAA
Molecule: messenger RNA, 808 nt
Organism: Ornithodoros turicata
Lineage: Eukaryota; Metazoa; Arthropoda; Arachnida; Ixodida; Argasidae
Product: homeobox protein MOX-1-like
Exons: 4
Coding region: 79-639 (186 amino acids)
Biological process (GO): positive regulation of transcription by RNA polymerase II
Cellular component (GO): nucleus
Molecular function (GO): DNA-binding transcription factor activity, RNA polymerase II-specific; RNA polymerase II cis-regulatory region sequence-specific DNA binding
Source: RefSeq, a predicted model, not a curated record